Zophobas morio is the source of this 1102-nucleotide messenger RNA. RefSeq lists its product as uncharacterized. NCBI's taxonomy places the organism in Eukaryota, Metazoa, Arthropoda, Insecta, Coleoptera, Tenebrionidae. The record is from RefSeq and is a predicted model, not a curated record. The transcript has 3 exons. The coding region runs from base 308 to 712 and encodes 134 amino acids.
UGGCUCUCAACUCCGUACAGUAUACAAUCGUAUUACCACCUUAAACAAGAACGCAACUCUCUUAACAUCGUCACUCCGCACAUUUCUUCACACGCGCCACUCCAACACAAAAAUUCUGAUCUCUCGUCGUUACGAAAAUCACGUUAUCGCACCGUAAACAUUUUAAAAGCUUUCCGCUCAACCGGAAGUCCGCUCUCUUCGCAUAAGCUCACUUUGAGAAAAAGUUGCGGAACUCCGACAACACGGAAAAUAAUGUUUUAAAGCGUCGGUGAUAGUAAUUUGAUAAUAAAAGAGUCCAACCGCCGAUAUGAAUCGAAUAUUGAUGGUAGUUUUGGAAUCUUUUCUUGUGGCCGUUCUAUUCGAAACGAAAACUGAUGGGUUUCUGAUUGACAGACGCAGUGCAGCAUCAGAAAGGAGCGACGAUUAUCCGGAUUAUCAGCUAGGCGUCAAAUAUGACGAAUAUCCGAUGAUCGUUCCGAAAAAACGGACGGCUUUGUUGGUCGACAGACUGAUGGUCGCUUUGCAGCAGGCGAUCGAGGAGGAGGAGGCGGCGAACCGAGUCGAUGGGCCCCCUUUGACGGAUGGAUACUCGCUGAGUCCGGAAGAAGUUCGAAAGAUGGAUUUGCAGAGGAGAGGUCACGGCAGCAUGGGAGGACAGCAAAAAGGACGCGUCUAUUGGAGAUGCUACUUCAAUGCCGUCACUUGUUUCUAAUCCCGAUCCUGGAAAGUUCCGUUCGCAGGAUUUUUUUCGUUGGACGCUCUGGCACCUGGGGCCCUAAUUUCAUUUGGCCCGGAGUGCACUUUAAUUCAGUUAGGCGCUCUAGCACCACAUUAUGCAAUUAUUUAAAUUUCGUCUAAUGCAUCUAUUAGCAGUCAAAACGUGGUUUUGUUGGGGGAGGCUAAGUGGAUGGUGUUGAAAUCAAUACGCUUGUAAUGUGAAUUCGUAUGAUUUAUUUAUUUUUGUAUUCAGUGGGUCUCGAUAUUUAGAGGAACAUUAGUAUUAAUAAUAAUUUGUAAAUAAGUACUGACUUGAUACAUAAAAUAAUGUCUACUUGUCUAUGUGUAACCGUGCUAGAUGGAAAAAUAAAAGCAAAUCUAAACA